CUCUUACAUGAAGGCAUCUGCCUGAAAUGGUGAACUUUAGACACACGUGAGUGUUGAGGAGUGUCUGUGGGCUGAUGUUAGGCUGGAUUUGAAUGACUUUGACAACGUUUAUUGAGUUUUCUCAUUUACACAUCAGGAGGACUGCAUGUGUGUGCUUCUUGUAGACAUCAAUCGAGUCACAGUUGGCUGUUACAGCGGAGGGCGACCUUUAAGAUUUUCUGCCUGAAAAGAAAGAAAUCAAGUUAAGAAUUAAUCCAUCCAUCCAGUCAUCUAAGGUCGACUGAAGCCAUCGGUGUGGGCCAUGUGUGCCGCAGCACUGGAGGAGUACUGUGGGUCCAUCUUCUGGAAUGCUUCAUAUCUGAAUAGAGAAGACCCAGACCUCCCAGUAUGUGUAGAGCAGACGGUGCUGGUCUGGAUCCCCUUGGGGUUCCUGUGGCUCUGUGCACCGCGACACCUGAUGUCUCUCUUCCGGAGGACACAGGUGAAUACAGGACACCUGUCUAAGCUCUACCUCUGCAAACAGCUUGUAGUGUCAAUGUUGCUCAUGACGGCCAUAGCAGCCCUGGCAGUCACAUUAGGAGAAGAUUAUGGUCCAAGCAAAGACCCACCUUCAACAGUGAAACAUCCUGCUGUAUACUACGCAAACCCUGUCCUGUACACUGUCACAUGGAUCCUUCUGCUGUUGUGCCAAGAAGGAGUGAGGCGGAGGGAGGGAGCAGUAGACUCCACCACCCUCUUCGUCUUCUGGUUGCUCCUUGUUCUGUGCGACGUCUUCCCUUUCCAGACCUUCCUACGAGAGGCACUCAAGCUGGGAGAGAUCACUGAUGUCCCUCGUUUCUGCCUUUUCUACAUUUCCUUUGGGCUGGAGUUGAUUGCUCUCAUUCUCUCUGCUGUGGCUGACAUCCCUCUGGAAGCCAAGGAGCUUGUAAGAAAGAAUCCAGAGGCAGGUGCAGCGUUUUUGAGCAGAAUCACUUUCAACUGGUUUAACAGUAUGGUGCUGAAGGGGUACAAGCAGCCCCUGGUUCAGGAGGACAUGUGGGAGCUAAGUGAGGCAGAUGGCACUGCUUACAUCAACCAACGCUUCCAGCAUUUCAUGGAAUCGGAUUUGGGAGCAGCUCGGGUCCGGUUCCAAAACAGGUUGAAGAAGAAAUGUGUUGAGAGGGGAGACAAAGCCCAGGAAGAGCCCUUUCAAAAUGGCCUUUCUAAUGGUCUGGGGAAAGGCGUCAGUCAGGAUGUGCUUAUGAUGGGGGAAAAGGGAAAGAAAGAAGAUGAAAAGAAGAAGGAGAAAAAGAAGGAGGAAGAAUAUCCCAAUUCAUGGAUGAUUACCACCAUUUACAAGACCUUUAAAGGGAUUCUGAUUGAAUCGGCCUUCUUCAAACUUCUGCAGGACCUGCUGUCUUUUGCUAGUCCUCAACUCCUGAAGUUGAUGAUCUCCUACACUCAGGACACAUCCAGGUAUACCUGGGAAGGGUAUCUGUAUGCAGUGCUACUGCUAGUGGUGGCCAUUCUGCAGUCUCUGUUCCUGCAGCAGUACUUCCAGCGGUGCUUUGUGCUGGGGAUGAAGGUUCGCACUGCCAUCAUGGCUGCCGUGUACAAAAAGGCAUUGGUGGUGUCUAAUGAGGCUCGUAAAGAGUCAACAGUUGGGGAAACGGUGAACCUGAUGUCAGCAGAUGCCCAGCGCUUCAAUGAUGUGACCAACUUCAUCCACUUGCUUUGGUCCUGCCCUCUGCAAAUCAUCCUGUCCAUUGUUUUCCUGUGGCUUGAGUUAGGACCUUCUGUGCUGGCAGGACUGGCAGUCAUGGUGCUCAUGGUGCCAGUCAAUGGACUGCUAGCCACCAAGGCCCGGAACUUCCAGAUAGAGAACAUGAAGUUUAAAGACAAGAGGCUGAAAAUCAUGAACGAAAUACUUAACGGGAUUAAGAUUCUGAAGCUGUAUGCAUGGGAGCCAUCCUUCCAGGCGCAGGUGGAAGACAUUCGGGGCCAAGAACUGCAUGUCAUGAGGAAGUUUGCCUACCUGACGUCUGUCUCCACCUUCAUCUUCAGUUGUGCUCCAGCUCUGGUUUCUCUGGCCACAUUUGCAGUGUUUGUAGGGGUGAGCCCGAGCAAUGUGUUGACUGCUGAGAAAGCUUUCACUUCCAUCUCUCUUUUCAACAUCCUCCGAUUUCCCCUGGCCAUGCUGCCCAUGCUCAUCGCUGCCAUUGUGCAAACGACCGUGUCUAGGAAGCGCCUGGAGAAGUUUCUGGGAGGUGAAGACCUUGAAAGUGACAUUGUGCGCCAUGACACCAGUUUCAACUCUGCUGUUAGCAUAUGUGAUGGUUCCUUUGCUUGGGAAAAAGAAGCUGAGCCUCUGCUGAAAAAUGUGUCCUUGGAUAUCAAGCCAGGUCGACUGGUAGCAGUAGUGGGAGCUGUGGGCUCAGGAAAGUCCUCUCUCAUGUCAGCCCUCCUGGGAGAGAUGCACAGCAUCAAAGGCUUUAUCAACAUUCUGGGUUCCCUUGCCUUUGUGCCACAGCAAGCCUGGAUCCAGAAUGCCACUUUGAGGGAUAAUAUCCUGUUCGGCUCUCCCCAUGAGGAAAGGAGGUUCCAGGAGGUGAUACAGGCCUGCGCCCUGGCCCCUGACCUGGAGCUACUGCCUGGGGGUGACCUCACUGAGAUUGGGGAGAAAGGCAUCAACCUCUCAGGGGGUCAGAAGCAACGUGUGAGCUUGGCCCGGGCAGCUUACAGUCAGGCUGAUAUUUAUCUAUUAGAUGACCCCUUGUCUGCUGUGGACUCUCAUGUAGGAAAGCAUCUCUUUGACAAAGUGAUUGGACCCAACGGACUACUCAAAGACAGGACUCGUAUAUUGGUGACUCAUGGAGUAAGUUUCCUGCCAUACGUAGAUGAAAUAGUGGUCUUGGUGGAUGGAGUGGUUUCUGAGGUUGGAACUUACAACAGCCUUCGUGCCAGCAAAGGAGCCUUUUCUGAAUUUCUAGACACAUACGCCAAAGAACAAAGUAAUCGGACCCAUUCAGAUUCAGAUCUUUGCCAGGACAUUGCAGAUGUAGAGCUCAUCCCUGAAAGAGAGGACACUCAACCUGACUCUCCUUUGGAGGAUACGGUUUCUGUCACACUGAAGAGAGAGAGUAGCAUCCGCCGCAGCCAACGCAAGGGCAGUGUCAGACUCAGAAAGACUAGUUCCAUACGAAAAUUAGAAGAUGUUGAUCAAUCAAAGAAAGGCCAGAGGCUAAUAGAGAAGGAAACAAUGGAAACAGGACAGGUGAAGUUUUCAGUGUACAUCCAGUACAUGCGUGCCAUAGGCUGGGGAUAUGCUGCCAUGGUCUUCCUGUUUUACUUCACGCAGAAUAUUGCUUUCAUCGGUCAGAACCUGUGGCUGAGUGACUGGACCAAUGAUGCAGUGGAGUACUACAACAUAACAUACCCUAACUGGAAGAGGGACACCAGGGUGGGAGUGUUUGGAGCUCUGGGAGUGGCUCAGGGCAUCUUUGUGUUCCUUGGUACACUGCUCAUGGCCAAUGCUUCUGUCGCUGCAUCUCGCAUCCUGCAUACGAGGCUGCUUAACAACAUACUGCGAGUUCCAAUGGUGUUCUUUGACACUACGCCCAUUGGAAGGGUGGUCAACCGAUUUGCAAAGGACAUUUUCACAGUGGACGAAGCUAUUCCACAGUCCCUCCGCUCCUGGCUCAUGUGUCUGCUGGGCGUACUGGGGACACUGUUUGUCAUUUGUCUAGCCACUCCUUUUUUCACCAUCAUCAUCAUCCCUCUGGCCCUGGUCUACUACUUUGUACAGCGCUUCUAUGUAGCGUCUUCAAGACAGCUGCGUCGACUGGACUCAGUGUCUCGCUCUCCUAUAUACUCACACUUUAGUGAAACGGUUUCGGGUUUGUCAGUGAUAAGAGCCUACGGCCAUCAAGAAAGGUUUCUAAAACACAACGAAAUAACUAUUGAUGAAAAUCUCAAGAGUGUCUACCCAUGGAUAGUGUCAAACAGAUGGCUGGCUAUCCGUCUGGAGUUCCUCGGAAACCUGGUUGUGUUUUUCGCUUCUCUGUUUGCCGUCAUUUCCAGAAAGUCUCUGAACAGUGGCCUGGUUGGCAUGUCUAUAUCCUACGCCCUUAAUGUAACCCAGACCCUCAACUGGCUGGUGAGGAUGACCUCAGACCUGGAGACUAAUAUUGUAGCCGUGGAGAGAGUGAGUGAAUACUCUGAGCUUGAGAAUGAGGCUAAGUGGGUAACUGACACUCGGCCUCCAGAGAAGUGGCCCACUGCAGGAAGGCUACAGUUUGAAAACUACAUGGUCCGUUACAGACCUGGAUUAGACCUGGUGCUGCAUGGAAUCACCUGUGCCAUCGACAGCACUGAGAAGAUUGGUAUAGUGGGCCGCACGGGAGCUGGGAAAUCAAGCCUGACCAACUGCCUGUUUAGAAUUAUUGAAGCUGCUGAAGGUCGUAUCCUCAUUGAUGAUAUAGAUAUUUCCACAGUAGGCCUGCAUGACCUCAGAAACAGGCUCACGAUCAUACCGCAGGAUCCCGUGCUGUUCUCCGGGACUCUGAGGAUGAACCUGGAUCCAUUUGACAAAUUCAGUGAUGAGGACCUCUGGAGAGCGCUGGAGCUCUCCCAUCUGAAGGACUAUGUAGCGGGGCUGCAGGAAGGAUUACAACAUGAAGUCUCAGAGGGGGGAGAGAACCUCAGUGUUGGGCAGAGGCAGCUGCUGUGUCUGGCCCGGGCACUGCUGAGGAAGUCUCGGAUCUUAAUCCUGGAUGAGGCCACAGCAGCUGUUGACCUGGAGACAGAUGACUUGAUUCAGAAUACCAUCCGCAAAGAGUUUUCACACUGCACUGUCCUCACCAUCGCCCACCGCCUGAAAAGUGUUAUGGACAGCUCAAGGAUAAUGGUGCUUGAUGCUGGUAAAAUAGUGGAAUUUGAUUCUCCUAGCAACCUCCUAUCAAAACAAGGCCAUUUUUUUGCCAUGGCAAAGGAUGCUGGGAUAACACUGGAAGACAUUACAGCUCUCUGAUUUUGCACUAAUAAUUUUGAUUUGAUACAUGACAUUUGUUGUUUGAUUUAAAAAGCUGGAAUGUGCAUGGAUAUAAAUAAAUAUUGUAAUAUUUGUAUUUAUAGGAAGAAAUAUAAAGAAAUCAUAUUCUGUAUGCAAAUCAUUUUAUAUGGGGAAAAGUAAAUAUUCUUAAAUACUG
Messenger RNA from Micropterus salmoides (largemouth bass), 5186 nucleotides. RefSeq names its product ATP-binding cassette, sub-family C (CFTR/MRP), member 2 (gene abcc2). Gene Ontology annotation, cellular component: apical plasma membrane. Bases 302 to 5008 code for a protein of 1568 amino acids. Gene Ontology annotation, biological process: transmembrane transport. Gene Ontology annotation, molecular function: ABC-type transporter activity; ATP binding; ATP hydrolysis activity. Lineage: Eukaryota; Metazoa; Chordata; Actinopteri; Centrarchiformes; Centrarchidae. The transcript is spliced from 32 exons. The record is from RefSeq and is a predicted model, not a curated record.